UCAGGCUGCAGCUGCGCUUGUGUUCGGGUACUGCUAAGUAAAUUAACUGCCCUAGAUAGUGCAAUAUUUCGACACACAUUUUUUUAUUGAUGAACUUCUUAAGAGAAGAAAAUAUCGUUACAAUCAUCCAGACUGGUAAUUUUAUCUUAUUUCAUGUAAUACCUCUAGUAAAGUUUUCAAAGAGAACCGAGGUAAGCACUAGAAAGCUGACAGCGCGAGGAUAAACUGCAUGUUAAAAAGUACAGUACUACACAUGUGCAUUUGCGUAUUGUUAAAGACGGAAUAAAUAAACCAGGAGAGUGAAAACAGGUCCCACGUUUUAUUGGAAGAACUGGAAACUGGGGGCUAUUGCGCCUACAACAGGAAUUCUGCUUGGAUAACUGAUCAAGAGGAGAGGCUCAAAAGCUCCAUGGAAGACCCACACAAUUUGAAUGAACAAGUAAAGAAAACGUACACCGAAUCACAUGUUUCAGAGCCUUCCAACACCAGCAGGUCUAUGGAAAUGCAGGACUUAGCCAGUCCUCAUAACCGAGUAGGCAGCAGUGAUACUCCUGGCUCCAAACUGGAUAAGUCUAACCUCAGCAGUUCUUCAGUUACAUCAAAUGGAACAGGAGACGAGAACAUGACAAUUCUUAACACUGCUGAUUGGUUGCUAGGUUGCAGCACCCCAUCCUCUGCAACAAUGUCUCUUCUUGCAGUCAAAACAGAGCCAAUGAACAGCAGUGAAGCUGCUACAACAACAGGAGAUGGAACACUUGACACAUACGCUGGGUCAGUAAUAACAAGUAGUGGGUACAGUCCAAGGUCAGCACAUCAGUAUUCUCCACCAAUAUACCCUUCCAAGCCAUAUCCACACAUUUUGUCAACACCAGCAGCUCAGUCAAUGACAGCCUAUGCGGGACAGACCCAGUAUUCUGGAAUGCAGCAGCCAACAGUGUAUACAGCUUAUUCUCAAUCAGGACAGCCCUAUGGUUUAUCCGCUUACGAUAUGGGUGUAAUGUUGCCAGGCAUCAAGACGGAAAGUGGGCUUUCUCAAACACAGUCCCCUUUGCAGACAGGAUGUCUUAGUUACAGCCCCGGGUUCACCACUCCUCAGCCAGGACAAACACCCUAUUCCUACCAGAUGCCAGGUUCAAGUUUUACGCCAUCUUCAGGCAUUUAUGCAAGCAACAAUUCUGUUUCUAAUUCAACCAACUUCAGUAGUUCUCAACAGGAUUAUCCUUCAUACACAGCUUUUGGCCAAAACCAAUAUGCCCAGUACUAUUCAGCGUCAACCUAUGGAGCAUAUAUGACCUCAAACAGCACAGCUGAUGGCACAUCUUCAUCUUCAACCUAUCAACUACAGGAACCUCCUUCAGGACUGAUUGGUCAGGCCACAGAACUUCAUGCAGGAGAUUUUGACACAGUGCAGAGCCCGUCAACACCAAUCAAAGACCUGGACGACAGAACGUGUAGGAGUUCAGGGUCAAAGUCACGUGGAAGGGGUAGGAAGAAUAAUCCAUCACCCCCACCUGACAGUGACUUGGAGCGAGUAUUUGUGUGGGAUCUUGAUGAAACUAUUAUCAUCUUUCACUCACUCCUUACAGGAUCAUACGCACAGAAGUAUGGUAAGGAUCCUCCUAUGGCUGUGACACUUGGUCUACGCAUGGAAGAAAUGAUUUUUAACCUUGCUGAUACACAUUUAUUUUUUAAUGACUUAGAGGAAUGUGAUCAAGUUCACAUAGAUGAUGUCUCUUCGGAUGACAACGGACAAGACUUAAGUACUUACAGUUUUGCAACUGAUGGCUUCCAUGCAGCAGCAACAAGUGCAAACCUCUGCCUGGCCACUGGUGUGAGAGGAGGGGUCGACUGGAUGAGGAAACUGGCUUUUCGCUACAGACGAGUAAAAGAGAUGUAUAGCACAUACAAAAACAAUGUUGGGGGACUUCUCGGCCCUGCCAAAAGAGAUGCGUGGCUGCAGUUGCGAGCUGAAGUUGAGGCUCUGACAGAAUCCUGGCUGACAAACGCACUUAAAUCAUUGUCAAUCAUCAGUUCAAGAAGUAACUGCGUCAACGUAUUGGUAACAACAACACAGCUUAUACCAGCACUUGCUAAAGUACUUUUAUACAGCCUAGGGGGAGUAUUUCCAAUUGAAAACAUUUAUAGUGCAACCAAAAUAGGAAAGGAAAGCUGUUUUGAGCGUAUAGUGUCCAGGUUUGGCACUAACAUAACUUAUGUUGUCAUUGGAGAUGGGCGAGAUGAAGAGCAUGCAGCUAACCAGCACAAUAUGCCUUUCUGGAGGAUAUCGAGUCACUCAGAUCUGUUGGCUUUGCAUCAAGCACUGGAACUGGAGUAUCUGUAAUUGUAUUAGAACGCUGGAAGUUGGAACUGGAGUACCUAUAAUUGUAUUAGAACGCUGGAAGUUGGAACUGGAGUACCUGUAAUUGUAUUAGAACGCUGGAAGUUGGAACUGGAGUACCUGUAAUUGUAUUAGAACGCUCGAAGUUGGAACUGGAGUACCUGUAAUUCUAUUAGAACGCUCGAAGUUGGAACUGGAGUACCUGUAAUUCUAUUAGAACGCUGGAAGUCCCUUUUUUAUAUUUAAAAAACAAAACACACUGAGAUUUUUUUUUUUGUCGUCUGUGAUUUAGAACUUCUGGCUAACAAGUACGAACUGUCUUAAGAAGAAGAGAACUCUUUCAGUAACAGGAGCUCGGACAGCCAGAAAGUACCUGCAUAUCAGAUCUGCAUAAGGUCUUAUAUCAAUACAUGAAUUUUUUAAAGCAUAGAUGUGAUGGACAUUGCUGGCACACACCCCAUAAAGAUGAAGCCUUCUCCAAUCUUAGAAUAAACAGUUUUUUUAAGUGACUCCUUUGCUUACUAAAUAAGACUGCGUCUUCCCUCCUACAGGGUGGUGAUCAACAGCAUUCCUCAAGAUGGAAUAUAUUCACAACAUUUUAAACAUUUACCUACCUAUCCGAGCAAAACCUGCAAUAGAAAUGCACUCUGAAUAUGAUGACAAUCAACUAUGAUUUCUGUAAAUUAUUUUAUGGUUACUAGUUUACUGUGGCAACCACCUCUGGAAAUGGAUGUUGUUGAGAGAACGGGGUAUUGUCACUUUUGACAAACAGAAUGUGCAUAAUGAUUUGUUGUGCCUUAAAAUGAAAAAAAAGACAAGUGUUUGUGUGUCACAUUGUAAUUUUGGUUAAAGAAAAAAUAUGUAGAUAAAAUUAUUUGUGAUCAUUUUUAACAUGACCAAAUUUCAAAAUAUCAGAUUUCCAGUUCUGCGUUAAAAGCAGAAAAAAACAUCAGUUGGAGCAAAUAGAAAAUAAAUGAGUUUGUGUUUUAAUGGAUCUCAUAUGACUUACUAACUAUUCACUAUUUUUUUUUUUUUUUUUGAGUUUCAGUUCAAUACCUCAAUGUAUAAAAUACUUUUCAUAUAAAAGAAGACUCAAUGGUUAAAAAAAUAACUCCACACAGCACUCUAUCGGGUUACAAGGCUCUCCUUGAACUAAGUUCAAAUAUAAAUUAUUCUGAAGAUGCUGUGUUCACCAACAGCAUCCUAAUAUGUGUUAUGAAGUGCAGUUAACAUUUUAGGAAAUGUUAUACAUAUUUAUACAAAUUCUUGGGCUCUACAAUUGUCCAGAUCCCUCAGAUAUAACUAAACUGUUUUAAAGCUAAAGCAUUUAAGUGCUAAAUUAAAAAUAUUUACAGCUGUUGGUCACUGCAGUGCUGCAUUAAAAAUCUGAAGAUUAAAUUAAUUACUAUUGUUGCAGACUUAUUUAUCAAGGCUUUUCAAACAUGCUUUCUAACAUGUUGUAUAGAUUACUUGCUAAGUAAUGCUCAGAAGUCCCAGACAUUUACCCAAAUGACAGUACACUGUAUAUACAACCUAAAAGCAUUAUUAGAUUAGUAAAACAUAUAUAAAUUAACCAAAUCUGUAUUUUUUAUUUAAUCUUAAAUUCUCACUAUUAAGGGGCCCAACAAUAUGCUUAAUUAUGGUCCUCUACUUCUAUGGCUGUGAAGAUUAUUUUAAUAUUGGUUUUAGGAUUUAUUUUUUAAUCACUAUGCAUUUGUUCCAGUGCAAAGUUUGUGAAUGUUUGAAAUAAUGAAAUGCAUUAUGUGUAUUUAAGUGCUCUUGUGUACACCUUAUUUCUGUUGACUCUGCUAGUUUACCUGUACCGUUUUUGUUUCCUUUUUCUUUUUACAAUAAAAAUGAAUGCAAGCUUUGCACUGGAGUAAAUGCGUUGUGUAUCUGUCCCAUAAUAGGAGACAACUGCUGUAUCAAUCAGCCACCGAUGUCUGAAAAAGGACUGGACUGCUGACUAGAAGCUGGGAUGAGAGAGCUGUAUGUAAAGUUAUUACUGCCAUCUUGUGUUCAUACGUUCUUAUCUUAAGGGGAGGCAUCAGUGUAUUUAUUACCCCCUAUUGCAAGACUUAAAGAGAAAAAUAAAAAUGUUCUUCAAUAAAGGUACAAAGCAACCCAGCAGAACAGUGUACAUAUUAGGUAGGCUAAUUAUUCACAGCUGUACAUCACUAACAGAACACAACUGACACAAACAUUAGACUUUGGAUGACUGGAAAAACAUGUACUUGGUCUGAUGAAUAAACAGAUACUUCUUACUUUGAAGGAUUAUCAUCGGGAAGUAUCUGCAGUAAUCCCUUCACUGACCAAUUUAUCCAACUGUCAACAUAUCACUUAUUAAUAGAAAUAACAUCACCAGAGGUUUUUCUUUUUCUGCAGGCUUUAAUAAAAAGUGCUACCUCA
Molecule: messenger RNA, 4747 nt
Organism: Acipenser ruthenus (sterlet)
Lineage: Eukaryota; Metazoa; Chordata; Actinopteri; Acipenseriformes; Acipenseridae
Product: eyes absent homolog 4
Exons: 20
Coding region: 410-2341 (643 amino acids)
Biological process (GO): positive regulation of DNA repair; negative regulation of extrinsic apoptotic signaling pathway in absence of ligand; cell differentiation
Cellular component (GO): nucleus
Molecular function (GO): protein tyrosine phosphatase activity
Source: RefSeq, a predicted model, not a curated record